Messenger RNA from Caenorhabditis bovis, 1020 nucleotides. The record is from the annotation of a GenBank genome assembly. NCBI's taxonomy places the organism in Eukaryota, Metazoa, Nematoda, Chromadorea, Rhabditida, Rhabditidae.
AUGAGCGUCACUAAAGCGACCGCCGGGGCCUUGUGCCUCUCCUCGGCCACUCUCAUCCUAUCACUUUACGCGAUUUAUGCAAUUUACUCGGAUGUUCAGUCUAUCUGGUCGGAAUUGGAUCAAGAAAUGGAUCAGUUCAAGGUAGCCACGGAUGAUUUAUGGACCCAAAUGCUUAGCCUUGGAGCAGCAACCCCUUCAACUCGUCAGCGACGGCAGGGCAAAGAGCAGUACGGUGGUUAUGAAGCGCAGGGUGUGAAUCCAGGCCCCACCUGCAUGUGCAACUCUGGAAAUGGAAAGGGAGAUGAUGCUCUUGGCACUGGAGGUUGUCCAGCGGGACCACCGGGACCAGCUGGUGCUCCUGGACCUGAUGGAAUUCCUGGAGUUGAUGGACUCGAUGGAUAUCCUGGAAAUGACGCUGAUGACGCGCAGAACGCGCCGUUCAAUGGGUGCAUCACGUGUGCUCCUGGAAAGCCAGGAGCGCCGGGAGAGCGAGGAAAACCAGGAAUGCGCGGAAUGCGAGGAGCGCGCGGAACACCGGGAGCGCCAGGAAACGAUGGUAAUCCUGGAAACCCAGGACAAAUGGGACCACCUGGACCACCAGGUGAGGAUGGCAAACCGGGAGCACCGGGAGAGAAAGGAGCCGACGCCGAGCAGCUCACACCGCGCAAAGGACCACGAGGACCUCCAGGUGACUCAGGACCAGCUGGUCCAGAAGGAGAGCCUGGAAAGCCAGGAGCGCCUGGAGAAGAAGGACCGCCAGGACCUGACGGAACCGAAGGAUUCAUGGGACCCGGUGGGCCACCAGGUGAAGAAGGAAAGGAGGGACAAGCCGGAAAAGUUGGAGACGAUGCGACAUAUUGCCCCUGCCCAGACCGAAAUGCUCCGAAAGAGGACAGCUACUCGUCGGCACCAGCGCACAAUCCGAGCAGCAACAAUGCUCCCGGAGCAAGCUAUUCCGCCGGCACCGGUGGCUAUUCUGGCGGCACCGGCCACGCCGCCUCGAGCUAUGGCAAAAAAUAA